GCCACAAACUAUUAUUGGAAAAACUUGCACUGUGACUGUUGACUGACAAACUGGCAUUUACUCUAGUCAAGAACGAAUCAAAGACACGUACACACACACACACACACACACACACACACACACACACACACACACACACACAUUCGUGAAUACAGAUACAGUUAGUUACCAAGCUCAUUUACAACAAUCAACAAUUUAUGACCUGAGAUUAGCAUCUGUUCUCACAUAUCCACAUAGUCUCAUCAAAAUGCCUUUGGCAUAAAUGGCAGAUAUAAAUAGAGCUGUUUGGCUGAUGGUGACUUAUUUAAAGGAAGAACAAUUGAAUAACAAAGUUCAGAGUUGCUUCAUCUCUCUACAACACUUAAAACUACUAUGUGAUCAGAUUUACGGACCUCAGUGACAGAAAUAAUAUAUUUCCCAGGACGCAAGGACAGUGGGUGCCAUAAUAGACACCACAAACCCAACCCCUUACCUUCGCCUGCCAGCAAUGGAAAAUAAAAGCUGGAGGCUGGGGUCUUGUGAUGAGGAAUCCUUUGCUGGUAUUGGGAGGGGGAAGACUUAACGUUUUUGUGGAGCACUGGACAUUGUGGAGCUGACAAUUUAUCGUGGCUAUGAAGACUCAAUCCGAGGACAUGCCUGUAAAACAGCAAGAACACUUCAAAAAGCAAAGGGAUAUUCUUGCUUACCAAAUGAAAAAACUGUCGGCAAAGCAAGUGCAUUUCAUUGAAAAGACAGCAGUACUGAAAGAAAAGAUCAGGAAGAAGUAUGAGGACAUGAAGCGAGUGCUGGAUGAGGAUCUGCGAAUCACAAUGUGUCAGCUAGACAUGGAGCAGGAGGCUAUGGAGAGAACCACUAAAGAGAAAAUAGAAAGGUGCUACCAACUAAUGCAGGACCUGGAGCAGCAGCUGUCUGAAACCGACAAACAGCUGGAACAAGACAAAGCGCACAACUUGGAUCGGAUUUCAGAGACAGAUAGAAGGAUAAUGGAGACUCUGAAUGUGACAGAUCCAAAGUGUAUCCAAAUGGAUGAGUUCAAGAACGAGCAGUUGCUAAGUUUAACUGUUAAUUUAUUGCUGUUCAUCCGCUCACAGGUUCCUGUUACUAAGAAGCUCUUCCAGAGCUAUGCCCAAGAGGUGGUUCUAAACCCUGAUUCUGCUCAUCCGAAACUCAUCAUUUCCCCAGAAGGAAACUCAGUUACAUACACGGACACCUGGCAGGAAGUUCCAGAAAAUCCAUUCCGCUUUGACACCACCCUGAACGUAAUAAGCCAAGAGGGUUUCAAAGAAGGGCGCAAUUACUGGGAGGUGCAGGUCAUUGGCAAAACCUACUGGGAGCUGGGACUCACCUAUCCCAGCAUCCCCAGGAAAGGUCAUGAGGAGCAGUGCUGGCUGGGGCGUGGACCCGAGUCCUGGUGUGUGGAAUACUUUAACGGUGAUUACACAGCUUGGCACAAUGGAGUUCCCCAUGAACUCACCCAUUUAACCGGGAAGCAAUUCCAACGUAUCGGGGUCUUCUCCAGCUCAUAUGGGGGUCUCGUGUGUUUCGUUGGAUCAGACACCAUGACCCCAUUCUACACCUUUUGUGUAGGCACAUUUACAGAUGCACUUCAUCAAGCCGUCUGUCCUGGCCAUGACAACCAGGGGACUAACUGGAAACCACUGCUGAUCUGUGAUGCCUCCAGGUUUGGGCCCAUUCUGUGAUGGGAAAACCUGAGAGGACAGAGAUGGCUGAAUAAACUCAAUAAAAACAGCCUUGUACAGUAUAAAGGUGUGAUUGAAGGCCAUAAAAUGUAGGUAAAAGAAUUACAUAACACACAAAGCAGUAUUUAUUUAAUACUGCAGAGUGCUUAAAUGUAUUAUUUUAGAUGAGUCAUUUAAGUCUAAUUUGGCCCUUAAAAAGUGGGGUGGGGUUGGGGGUCAGAAAAUGUGCCAAUCAAAUUAUGUAUAUAAAAUUUCACAUCAAGAUCACUUAUACUUUUAUACUCAUUUAUACAAUUUUCUUUUUUUUCAUAGCUUCACAUCAUGUGUCCUGAGGGCAAUAUAAAAUGAUUAUAAUCAGACAAGCUUUUAAAAUGUUUUCUUUCAGAGAUCAUUUUAUUUCAGCACAAGUGGAUAAAAUACACUUUCUCCACUUGUACAGUAUACCAUAGGU
Messenger RNA from Ictalurus furcatus (blue catfish), 2151 nucleotides. RefSeq names its product zinc-binding protein A33. The coding region runs from base 612 to 1700 and encodes 362 amino acids. Gene Ontology annotation, molecular function: protein binding. The record is from RefSeq and is a predicted model, not a curated record. Lineage: Eukaryota; Metazoa; Chordata; Actinopteri; Siluriformes; Ictaluridae. The transcript is spliced from 6 exons.